AUGUCGGCCGCUGCUGAGACCGCGCCGCUGGCGAGCGCCUUCGAGGCGACNGUUUCGUGCUUCGUCGACCUCACCAAGGCAUACGAUUCGGUGGACCGAGACCUACUGUGGGACGUGUUCCGACGCUUCGGCGUGCCCCCGAAGAUGCUGGCGGUCAUUCGCCACUUCCACGAGGGCAUGAGGGCGCGCGUCCGAACGGACGACGGGCAGUACUCGGAAUGGUUCGACGUGGGCCAAGGCCUCCGACAGGGAUGCAACCUGGCCCCGCUGCUUUUCAACUUGUUCUUUGCCGCGAUGCUCAUGGUCGCCGUGGCCGAGUUCGACAAGGACCCCAAGGACCCCAAGGUGACGGCGGACAUGGUCAAGAUCGGGACACAAGUGGAGUACACGGGCAAGAAGGGCAGGUCGGCGGGGAGGAAGACGACGGUGGUGACGGACGCGGAGGCCUUGUGGGCCAUGCUCUACGCUGACGACGCGGCCAUCGUCUCGCGCUCGCCGGAGAGUCUCGAGAAGAUGAUGUCGACGUACAAGCAGACAGAUCGGUUUGUGUACCUCGGACGUACCAUCUCCGCGGACGGGAAGGCCGACCGGGAGAUCACGAGCCGCAGCUGCCGAGCGUGGAGAUGCUACCGCCGUAACAGUGCUUCGAUGUUCGACAGGCGACGGGCCGACCGCCAGCUCAAGAUCCGGUUAUUCCAGGCUGAAACUCUCCUGUAUGGGUGCGCCUCGUGGAGCCUAACAGCGGAGCACUACACGAAGCUCAAUGGGACCCACCGCCAGUUCCUCACACGGUGCAUCGGCUGGAGCAAGCGGAAACGCUCAGAACGCCCCCUGUCCUAUGCCCGGGCCCUCAUGCAGGCAGGCUGCGAGGAAACCAUCAAGGCCACCGUGCGCAAACGGAGACUGUGUUUCGCGGGCUUUGUUAUGCGCAUGGAGGACAACCGCCUCCCCAAGUGCAUGCUGUUAAGAGCGAUGGCGGGGGGCGUGGGAUACCGGGGCGGGCAGGAGAGCGACUGGGUGUCUCGUCUAGGCGAGGACCUCGUGGCCUUCAACAUGGGAGACGAAAAGGAAUCGGGGAAAAAGCAAGAGAGUGCCAAGGACCCGGAGGUGUGGUACAACAAGGUCGAGGACGGGGCGGCAUGGUUCAUGAGGAAAUGGCGCAGGCAGGAGGCGGAAGCGUCCGCGACGCGCCAGCGCGCGAGCGAAGCAGAAGCAGAGAGUACGGCCAUCUUAGGACCGAACAGAAAGAGGGUCGGGGAAGCGGCGGUGGGGGGCAAGAAACGGCGACCGAGUACUGCUGUAGAAGCGAGUAGGGCCGCCGAGGCAGUACUGUGGCGAACUAUGUAA
Molecule: messenger RNA, 1347 nt
Organism: Ectocarpus sp. CCAP 1310/34
Lineage: Eukaryota; Phaeophyceae; Ectocarpales; Ectocarpaceae
Source: the annotation of a GenBank genome assembly